GAGGGGGCCAGGUAGGAGUGGGCCGCGUACACCUGGCGGGGGAGGGGCAGGUGUUCUAAGCCAGGCCAGCUGGUCCCUGUUUGCCCAUCCCUGGGCCCGCUGGGGCCCGUGUUUACAUUUCCCGGCUCGGGACCACGUCAGGCCCGUGGCGCCCCCCCCCCCCCCCCCCCGGGUGUGUCCCGAGGGGCCCCAGCGCCCCCUGAGCAGCGCCGGGGGAGGGGCUGCCCCUCACGUCUCUGCCCGGGCUGGGCCAGGACCCGGCGUGCUGACCCGCGGCCCCCCCUGAAUGGCCUUGGGUGCCACAAACCCCACAGGGUGUUUUCCCACUGAGCCACUGCUGGGGUCGGAGCCAGUGCCCGUCCCCACGGGGGAGCACGUUCGGGCCCUUCCUCCCCCUCCCCCACAGCAGCCAGCCCACAAGCACUUAUUGGGCACCCCUUGUUUGCCAGGCCCCGUGCUGAGGCAGUUCCCGCCCUCAGGGAGCUGCCGAUCUAAGGAGGGAAACGAGAGGAGGCCCUGACGUGGGGGGCAGGAGGUCAGGCUGCUCCUAGAAGCCCUUGGCCAGUGCCUGGCGUGCGGCGGGCGCCUGAUAAGUGUUUGUUCCGGUCCGUCCCUGCAGAGGGAGACGGAGGGGCAUCCUGGAAGCCCAGGGGGCGAGCGUGGGGGCCCCGGGCCGGGACCGGCCGCUCUGGCCGUGCCAGGAGAAAGCGAGCGAGGGCAUGGCUGGCAGGCAGAGGCUGACGGGGAGCCAGACCGGGGGCUCUGGGGAGGGUCCCAGAUCGGGCUGUCGGGGGAGGCGCAGCCCUGUAGGACAGGAGGUCCCGGUAGUCCCUGGGGGCACGAGAAGGACUUGCGGCAGGACCUGCCCGGGAAGAGCCCCCUCAUCUCGGCCCCCUCCUCAGAGUGCUCUUGUCUGGGCGUGGCCUCCGCCUCCCCACGGGUGAAGAAAAGGCCUCCUCCCUCCCAGGGCCGGGCAGCCUUUAUCUGGGACCUUCUGUCCCUGGCAGAUUAGCCCGGGGCCGCCCCUUUAUCUGCCCGCCCGGCAGCCCGGGAGCUACAGGACCCGCUCAGACAGAGGAGAGCGGAGCGGGGCGGCCCCAGGAUGGCAGGUGUCAAUGAGUUUGAUCUGCUGGUGAUCGGGGGCGGCUCCGGCGGCCUGGCCUGUGCCAAAGAAGCUGCCGACUUGGGAAAGAAGGUGGCGGUCAUGGACUACGUGGUCCCAUCCCCGAGAGGCACCAGCUGGGGCCUCGGGGGCACGUGUGUGAACGUGGGCUGCAUCCCCAAGAAGCUCAUGCACCACUCGGCCAACCUGGGGCACACGCUGCGAGACGCCCCUGCCUACGGCUGGCAGGUGGCCCCCUCGGUGCCCCAUAACUGGCAUCAGAUGGCGCAAGGGAUUCAGAACUACGUCAAGUCCCUGAACUGGGGCCACCGCGUGCAGCUGCAGGAGCGGAAAAUCAAAUACUUCAACAUCCAGGGCAGUUUUGUGAAUGAGCACACGGUGCACGGGGUCGACAAGUCCGGAAAGGAGACGAAAGUCACUGCUGACCACAUGGUCAUCGCCACAGGAGGGAGGCCACGCUACCCCGACGACGUGGAAGGGGCCAAGGAGUACGGGAUCAGCAGCGAUGACCUGUUCUGGCUCAAGGAGUCCCCAGGAAAAACGUUGGUGGUUGGAGCCAGCUAUGUGUCCCUGGAGUGCGCGGGGUUCCUCACGGGCUUUGGCUUGGACACCACCGUCAUGGUCAGAAGCAUCCCGCUGCGAGGCUUUGACCAGCAAAUGGCCCUGCUGGUGACCGACCACAUGGAGUCGCAGGGCACCAAGUUUUUGAAGCACUGCACCAUGAAGAAAUUGGAAAAGCUUCAGAAUAAUCAGCUAAAAGUCUACUGGAAUAACCACGAGGAGAACAAGGAGUGUUUGGAUGUGUUCGACACAGUCUUGUGGGCUGUGGGUCGCGUCCCAGAAACCAGAGGCCUGAAUCUGGAGAAGGUUGGAGUGAAGCUUCACCCGGACUCCCGGAAGAUCCUGGUGAACGCCAGCGACGAGACCUCGGUCAGCCACAUCUACGCCAUCGGGGACAUCACUGAGGGACGUCCCGAGCUGACACCCACGGCCAUAAUGGCGGGGAAGCUGCUGGCGCGGCGCCUGUUUGGUCGCUCCUCCGAGCUCAUGGACUACGAAAAUGUGCCCACCACGGUCUUCACACCCCUGGAAUAUGGUUGUGUGGGAUUGUCGGAAGAGGAGGCAGAGAAACGCCACGGGAAGGACGGCAUCGAGGUUUACCACGCGUAUUAUAGGCCUCUGGAGUUCACUGUGCCUGAAAGAGACGCUUCCCAGUGUUACAUCAAAAUGGUGUGCCUGCGGGAGAGAGAGCAGCGGAUCCUCGGGCUCCACUUCAUCGGCCCCAACGCCGGCGAAGUCAUUCAGGGAUUUGCUCUCGGAGUAAAGUGCGGGGCCACCUAUUCGCAGAUGAAGAAGACGCUCGGCAUCCACCCGACCAGCGCUGAGGAGGUGGUGAAGCUGUGGAUCACCAAGCGCUCGGGCCUGCCGGCCACCGUCACGGGCUGCUGAGGCUAGGCCGCCCUCCCUGGACGAGCCCCGGAGCACCAGCGACCCCGCCGCGCCCCGCAGCUUCCUCUGCCUCCGCGCCCCCCAUGCCCCAGAGUCCGUGCCCACGGGCGCCCGCAGCCUGGUACCUGGAGUGUUUUUCCAGCCCCGGAGCGUCCCGUCGCCCGCCUACCUGCGUCCACGACCGCAGUGGGAACGGAAGCGGGGCUUUGUUCGGCGGCUGAGACGUGGGCCCCGACAAGUGUGGACGGGACGGCCCCCGAGGGACGGCCUUCGGCCCCGCGCUCGCCCUCCGGGCCCCGGCGGGCAGAGCCGAGGGCGACGGGCCCGCCCUCCGGAGGCCGGCAGGCCGGGGGUCCUCGUCGGUGAGGAUCACGGCCCGUUCCCGCGGCAGAACCGGGAUCCGGCGCCGGCGUCGCCAAAGACAUUUUCUCUGAUCAGAGGAAGGAAGGCCGGGGAGCUCCCGCCCCGCCCGCCUCCCACUCGCUUCCUGGCCCGUCGCUGUGUGCUCCUCCAGGGAUGGCGCUCCGCCGGGGAACCGCCUGCGUGCCGCACACGCGGGACGGACGCCCGCGGCCCCUGUGUGUCCGAAUGCCAGAGCAUGACGAGCUGCGCAGAAACCCCCCGGGGCCGCGCAGGUCCGAGCUCCCCUGGCGUUCUUGUGUGUGUGACAGACCCUCCCCCCAAUAAAGAGGAUGUUUUAUUC
This is a messenger RNA of Sarcophilus harrisii (Tasmanian devil), 3275 nucleotides long. It is a transcript of the gene TXNRD2, whose product is annotated as thioredoxin reductase 2. Gene Ontology annotation, biological process: glutathione metabolic process; cell redox homeostasis; cellular response to oxidative stress. The record is from RefSeq and is a predicted model, not a curated record. Gene Ontology annotation, cellular component: mitochondrion; cytosol. Gene Ontology annotation, molecular function: flavin adenine dinucleotide binding; thioredoxin-disulfide reductase (NADPH) activity; glutathione-disulfide reductase (NADPH) activity. NCBI's taxonomy places the organism in Eukaryota, Metazoa, Chordata, Mammalia, Dasyuromorphia, Dasyuridae. The transcript is spliced from 18 exons. The coding region runs from base 1103 to 2572 and encodes 489 amino acids.